Messenger RNA from Saimiri boliviensis boliviensis (Bolivian squirrel monkey), 3437 nucleotides. It is a transcript of the gene MAP7D1, whose product is annotated as MAP7 domain containing 1. Gene Ontology annotation, cellular component: microtubule cytoskeleton. Gene Ontology annotation, biological process: microtubule cytoskeleton organization. Lineage: Eukaryota; Metazoa; Chordata; Mammalia; Primates; Cebidae. The record is from RefSeq and is a predicted model, not a curated record.
UCGGCCGUGGCCAUGGGAGAGGCGCCGGAACGCUGAGGAUGCGGAGCUGCGGGGCGGGGGCGGCGCGGGCGGUGCGGACACAUGGAGCUGGGUCCUGGGGCGCUGCUGGGGCGGAUCCCCCCCCUCGUCGGAUUUGGUACGCGCCAGCGGGAGGCCAGGCCCAGCCCAGGCGGUACAAUAGGGUUGGGCCGAGGCCGGGACUGGGCCGGCGCCGGUCAGGGAGCGGGAUCGUGGCCGCAGCCGAGGGACCCUGGGCAACUGGCACCUCCGAGCCUGGCGCGCCACCUGCCUCGACCUUCCCCGGAGCGCCCCUGCCUCCGAGUCGCUGCCCGCCGGGCCGGGCCGGGCGUGAUGCGCCGCGGGACCCCAGUCCUGGCCGCCGGCCGCCGCCGCCGCCGCCGCUGCUGAGACCCCGAGACCCCCAGUGACGCCGCAGCCAUGGAGAGCUGCCCGCGUGUGGAGCUGGGGGCAGGCGCACCCCCAGCUGUGGUCGCCAGGACCCCCCCAGAGCCAAGACCUUCUCCAGAAGGUGACCCUUACCCACCACCACCACCGAUGUCAGCCCUGGUCCCUGACACUCCCCCAGACACCCCUCCUGCCAUGAAGAAUGCCACUAGCUCUAAGCAGCUCCCACUGGAACCAGAGAGCCCCUCAGGGCAGGUCGGGCCUAGGCCAGCCCCCCCGCAGGAAGAGUCCCCUUCCUCUGAAGUAAAAAGCGGAGGACCCACCCCACCAGCCACAGGCCCACGAGAUGCCAGACCUCCUCGAAGGAGCAGCCAGCCAUCUCCAACAGCAGUGCCAGCCUCUGACAGCCCUCCCACCAAGCAAGAGGUGAAGAAGGCAGGAGAGAGACACAAGCUGGCAAAGGAGCGGCGAGAAGAGCGGGCCAAGUACCUGGCGGCCAAGAAGGCAGUGUGGCUGGAGAAGGAGGAGAAGGCCAAGGCACUGCGGGAGAAGCAACUCCAGGAGCGCCGCCGGCGGCUGGAGGAGCAACGGCUUAAAGCCGAGCAACGCCGCGCAGCCCUGGAGGAACGGCAGCGGCAGAAGCUUGAGAAAAACAAGGAGCGCUAUGAAGCAGCCAUCCAACGGUCAGUGAAGAAGACGUGGGCCGAAAUCCGGCAGCAGCGCUGGUCCUGGGCAGGGGCCCUGCACCACAGCUCUCCAGGACAUAAGACCAAUCGCAGCCUGCAGCUGAGCGCAUGGGAGAGCAGCAUCGUGGAUCGUCUGAUGACGCCCACCCUCUCCUUCCUUGCUCGGAGUCGCAGCGCCGUCACACUGCCCCGCAACGGCCGGGACCAGGGUAGGGGCUGCGACCCUGGGAGAGGCCCCACGUGGGGCCGGGCAGGGGCCAGCCUGGCGCGCGGGCCGCAACCCGACCGCACUCAUCCUUCUGCAGCCGUGCCGGUGUGCCCGCGCUCGGCCUCCGCCAGCCCCCUGACGCCGUGCAGCGCCCCCCGAAGCGUGCACCGCUGCGCCCCCGCCGGUGAGCGCGGGGAGCGCCGCAAGCCCAGCGCCGGGGGUAGCCCUGCUCCUGUGCGCCGCCGGCCGGAGGCCUCGCCGGUGCAGAAAAAGGAGAAGAAGGACAAGGAGAGGGAAAACGAGAAAGAGAAGAGUGCCCUGGCGCGCGAGCGCAGCCUCAAGAAGCGCCAGUCGCUGCCUGCCUCCCCGCGCGCCCGCCUCUCGGCUAGCGCGGCCUCUGAGUUCAGCCCCAAAUCCAAGGCCCGGCCAUCCUCUCCCUCCACAUCCUGGCACAGGCCUGCCUCCCCCUGCCCCUGCCCAGGGCCAGGCCACACUCUGCCUCCAAAGCCACCGUCCCCCCGAGGCAUCACUGCAUCCCCCAAGGGACGGGUUCGGAGGAAGGAGGAGGCAAAGGAGAGCCCAAGCGCCGCAGGGCCCGAGGACAAGAGCCAGAGCAAGCGCAGGGCCAGUGACGAGAAGGAGCCAGCAGCCCCAGCCUCACCGGCACCCUCACCGGCGCCCUCGCCCACCCCAGCCCCGCCCCAGAAGGAGCAGCUCCCCGCGGAGACCCCUGCAGACGCUGCUGUCUCGACCUCACCCCCAGCCCCUGCUCCCCCGGUGACCCCUGGCAAACCAAUGGCCGGCACCACAGACCGAGAAGAGGCCACUCGGCUCCUGGCUGAGAAGCGGCGCCAGGCCCGGGAGCAGCGGGAGCGCGAGGAGCAGGAGCGGAGGCUGCAGGCAGAAAGGGACAAGCGAAUGCGAGAAGAGCAGCUGGCGCGGGAGGCGGAGGCCCGGGCGGAGCGGGAGGCGGAGGCCCGGAGGCGGGAGGAGCAGGAGGCGCGAGAGAAGGCGCAGGCCGAGCAGGAGGAGCAGGAGCGGCUGCAGAAGCAGAAAGAGGAGGCGGAAGCUCGGUCGCGGGAAGAGGCGGAAAGGCAGCGUCUGGAGAGGGAAAAGCACUUCCAGCAGCAGGAGCAGGAGCGGCAAGAGCGCAGAAAGCGUCUGGAGGAGAUCAUGAAGAGGACUCGGAAGUCAGAAGUUGCUGAAACCAAGAAGCAGGACAGCAAGGAGGCCAACGCCAACGGUUCCAGCCCAGAGCCUGUGAAAGCUGUAGAGGUUCGGCCGCCAGGACUGCAGAAGGAGGCUGUGCAGAAGGAGGAGCCCGCCCCACAGGAACCUCAGUGGAGCCUCCCAAGCAAGGAGUUGCCAGGGUCCCUGGUGAAUGGCCUGCAGCCCCUCCCAGCACACCAGGAGAAUGGCUUCUCCCCCAAGGGACCCUCUGGGGACAAGAGUCUGGGCCGAACACCAGAGGCACUUCUGCCCUUUGCAGAGGCGGAAGCCUUCCUCAAGAAAGCUGUGGUGCAGUCCCCGCAGGUCACAGAAGUCCUUUAAGACGGGUUGCCUUGGAUCCGGGCACAGCUUCGAGGGCUCCUCUGCAUCACCUACCAGGAUGUCAGGAGGAGAAAAAGAACAAAGAUGGAAGUGGCCUGGGCCCCUGGGGAUGGGUCCUCUCUGUUGUUUUUAAUCUGCACCUUAUGGACUGAUGUCUCUUUGGCUGGAGCCAGAUCUCCCCCCAGUGCAUUCGUGUGCUCGCACGCGUGGACAUCCCCUCUCCCCCAUACACACACAUACACUCACAGCCUCUCUGGUCUCUUCCCUUGGGGAGGGGCCACCUGUAGUAUUUGCCUUGGUUUGGUGGGGUACAGUGGAUGUGAAUACUGUAAAUAGCUUGUGCUCAGACUCCUCUGCGUGGAGAGGGUGGGUGCAGGAGGCAGACCCUCCCCCCAAAGUCCCCUGGGGAGAUCUUCCUCUCUCUAUUUAACUGUAACUGAGGGGGAUCCCAGGUCUGGGGAUGGGAGACACCUUGGGCCACAGGAUACUGGUUGCUUUAGGGGUACCCAUUCCCCCUGCGCUCGCCUGGAAUCAGUGUUACUGCAUCUGAUUAAAUGUCUGCAGAAAUAAAGUGAGAAUAAUUCUGC